Messenger RNA from Aphanomyces invadans, 985 nucleotides. RefSeq lists its product as hypothetical. Bases 28 to 891 code for a protein of 287 amino acids. The record is from RefSeq and is a predicted model, not a curated record. Gene Ontology annotation, cellular component: endoplasmic reticulum; membrane. The transcript is spliced from 4 exons. NCBI's taxonomy places the organism in Eukaryota, Oomycota, Saprolegniomycetes, Saprolegniales, Verrucalvaceae. Gene Ontology annotation, biological process: lipid homeostasis.
UUCGAACUGUGUGGGAGAUUCGCUGCCAUGGACGCACUUGGAGCAACCCCUGCAGCCGCUCCCUCGGUCGGUCCAUCGCUCGUCUUCCUCACAUAUGGAGUCACGGGGAUGAGCUUGGUCGUGUUUGCCGUCGUAUUUUGGUUGACGCAUGUUGUGUCCCUCCGCCACGUGACGAUCUACAAGGGAUACACCACCGUGGAACGUGCGAAUUGGUGCUCGAGAGUCGGGUCGACAAUGCAUGCCGCAGUGAUCUGCAUCGGAAUCGUGUACAGCUUGACGCAGCAGACAUGGGACUCGUCACUCCGCCCACUGCACUCUGUUGACCUCGCGCGCGCGUUCUUCUCAUGGUCAAUCGCAUACUUUCUUUAUGACCUGGUCGUCGUUGCAUAUUGGCAGAUUCCGCUGUGGAAAGUGUUCACGGCCCAUCACAUCGUCGCCAUGAUUCCUUUUGUGAUCUAUAACUUUUCUGGGAGUUGCCUUGCCGACACCUACCUCUUGAGCAUAUACUUGCUCGUGGAAAUCUGCGUCGUCCCGAUGAACGUCGCUACGUUUCUCGAAGACCUCGGGUAUGCCCACACUCAUGUGCACAUGGGUAUGUCGUUUGCGUCGUAUGGGUUGUGGAUCGUGGCGCGCGGGAUCCUGCCGCUCUACGCGCUGUACAUCCUCUGGGCGGUCAUGAUCCCUUCCUUGACGCUGCAUGACACGACCGACUGGGUGUGUGCUAUGCCUGCGAUCGUGUGCGGCCACGUCAUAUCUGGCUUUUGUGUCGGGUGUCUUAUCUGGAUCAUCACACCGGCCUUCUUUGCCACGCUCAAGGCGAAGGAAUCGUCGUCGUCCACUCAAGUGAGAGUGACAGAGUCGACGCGAUAUGGCACCAUCAACCCCGUGUAGGUUGAAGCCACGUCAGAUAAACAGAGCGACGUCGCCAAGCACACAGCUGACAUCUCGUCGAUCGCAGUCGUGUAAUGAAAGCUUUCCGUAGACA